UCGGUGAUAUCCUUUUACAUAACAAGGUCAUUUGGUCGUUGACUUUUUGUUUUCUUCUUCACCUCCUCCUGCCCUGUUUCUAUCUUCCUGCAAUUCAGCCGUCAACUCCACCAAUGGCGGCACUCACCCGCCUUCUCAAACCCUCUUCAAUCUCCUUCCUUUUCACAAGAUCACUUUCCACCACCACCACCGCCGCCGCCGUCAUCUCCGAUAUCGAAUCUGAACACCCUAAUUUCUCAGAUCCCAAAUCUUCCAGAAACUUCCAAUGGGUGUUUCUCGGCUGCCCUGGUGUCGGAAAGGGCACAUACGCUAGCCGCCUUUCCAAUCUCCUCGGCGUCCCUCACAUCGCCACCGGUGAUCUCGUCCGUGAAGAGUUAUCUUCCUCUGGACCCCUUUCUCAUCAGCUUGCUGAGAUAGUGAAUCAAGGGAAGUUGGUUUCUGAUGAAAUUAUAUUCAAUUUAUUGUCAAAAAGACUUGAAGUUGGAGAAUCGAAAGGUGAAUCGGGAUUUAUUCUUGACGGUUUUCCUCGAACUAUAAGACAAGCUGAAAUUUUAGACGAGGUAACAGAAAUUGAUUUGGUGGUGAAUCUGAAACUGCGGGAAGACGUAUUGGUUGAGAAAUGUUUGGGAAGAAGAAUAUGCAGUCAAUGUGGAAAAGGUUUCAAUGUUGCAUCAAUUAACGCAAAAGCAGAAAACGGUAGACCGGGAAUGAGCAUGGCCCCACUUCUUCCACCUCAGCAUUGUGCCUCAAAGCUCAUAACUCGUGCCGAUGACACUGAACAAGUUGUCAAAGAACGACUUCGUGUGUACUAUGAAAAGAGUCAACCGGUUGAAGAUUUCUACAAAAGUCAAGGGAAAUUAAUGGAGUUUGAUUUGCCUGGAGGGAUCCCAGAAUCAUGGCCAAAGCUGUUGGAAGCUCUUAACCUCGAUGAUUAUGAGGUCAAAAGAUCAGCAGUGGCAUAAAAGAUUAUUAUAUUAGCACCUUUUCUUUAUAAUUAAUAUUAUUUGCAUGCAUGAUUGAGCAUGCACACCAAAUUUUGGAUAAUAGAAUAAAGAAAAUACAGUUGAUUUUUUUUUUUUUUUUUUGGUUUUUUCUUGAAUAACCGAACAUGAGGAAUCUUUGUUAGCUGUCUGUCAGCUUUGAAUAUUUGUUGUACGUUGUAACAUAUAACAUGAAAACAUAGUCUUGACUCAAGACUGUCUUGAGUCAAGACUCACCCGUUAAAGUAUGAAAGGUUUAGUGACCUUUUGUAUUUCAA
This is a messenger RNA of Helianthus annuus (common sunflower), 1258 nucleotides long. Its product is annotated as adenylate kinase 1, chloroplastic. Gene Ontology annotation, cellular component: cytoplasm; mitochondrion. Bases 114 to 962 code for a protein of 282 amino acids. Gene Ontology annotation, molecular function: ATP binding; AMP kinase activity. Lineage: Eukaryota; Viridiplantae; Streptophyta; Magnoliopsida; Asterales; Asteraceae. The transcript has 4 exons. The record is from RefSeq and is a predicted model, not a curated record. Gene Ontology annotation, biological process: nucleobase-containing compound metabolic process.